UGUGAGGGCAGUGGGAUAACCAUGGCCACGGACGAUGAACAUUAUACUGUUGUGAUUAACGGUACUCGUGAAACGUUUACCAUCAAUAAACGAUAUAAAGUUAUCCGUAAAGUGGGAUCGGGUUCCUACGGUACGGUGUGUAGCGCUUUACGUCUAGGUUCAGAUGAAGUGGUGGCCAUCAAAAAAUGUUCGCGUAUAUUUGAUAAAAAGCUAUUGACGAAACGGUGCCUCCGUGAAAUCAAGUUAUUACAGCAUUUCAACGGUCAUCCUCGGAUUAUUGGUUUAAAGGAACUGGACAUUGUGGAUUAUUCGCGUUUUAACGAAAUCUACUUGAUCCAACAAUGUUGCGAUACCACUUUGGCCGACAUUAUCCAUUCCAAACUUGAAUUGGAACCCGUUCACUACCAAUGGUUCAUGUAUCAAAUCUUUACAGCCCUAAAGUACAUCCACAGUGCCAAUGUACUUCACCGUGACUUGAAACCUGCCAAUAUUCUUGUCAAUCAAGAUUGCAGUUUACGUAUUUGCGAUUUCGGUAUGGCGCGUGGUUUUGCAGGCGCUUCUGCUCGUCUGGAUGCACAGCAACAUAUGACGCAUUAUGUCGUGACGCGAUGGUAUCGUGCUCCGGAAAUCAUGUUGAGUCGGAACAGUUAUGAUAAAGCGAUUGAUAUUUGGUCUGUGGGAUGUAUAUUUGCGGAAUUACUGGGACGCAAGGUACUUUUCCGGGGUGAAGAUUAUGUGGAUCAGCUGCAUAAAAUUAUUGGCAUUCUGGGCUUGCCCAAAGAUACAUCGUUUUGGGAUAAGCGAGCAUCGGAAUCGGUCGUGGAUUACAUCAAAAACCUGACGGACGCCAAUGGCGAACGACCGCCCACAGAACCGAUUGAUUUCGCCGCUCAGUUUCCCCAAUGUCCUCCUGAAGGCAUUGAUCUGUUGCGUCGUUUAUUGCACUUGGACCCCGACCAGCGACUCACUGUGGAAGAAGCAUUGGAGCAUCCUUACGUAGCGGUGGUGCGUGAUCCGGCCGAAGAACUGCGUUGCGAAACGCCGUUUGAUUUUGAAAGUUUCGAGCUGCUCAAUGACACCGAUGUAUUGCGACAAUGUAUCAUCAACGAAGUGCAACGAUUCAAAGGCGAACAUGCACGUCAAUCAAGCUUACGAUUAAACUCGGUGGAUAUGCUGACCCCCAAACGAAGGUAUACGGGAAGCUCCAUCUCGACGCCAACGUCCGUCACGGCCACCGAAGCGCAUCAUCAGGCGAUCGCUUUGGAUCAGCAACACCGCGAUGUCAAUAUGUGCGAACCCGAAGAACCGGCAGAGAGUGGGAUGCUAUUUGAAUCGGAUCAGUUUGUUGGCGAACCGGAAGACAUGGAUGAUGAGGAGCUCAAGAUGCUAGGAAGUGACGAAUACAUCCGUAUGGAUCAUCGCCGAAAAUUAGUCGGUCCUUCAGGCACAGAUAAACAGGCCCUUGAACGACAUCUCAGUCACGACUGGUAAGCGUGGAUUCGCUUUACCAUUGAUCGCACCGAUGCAAUACCAUGAAUGAUUUUAAACGCGAAAUAUUUUGCUUCAAUUUUUCUCUUUUAUUCUCAUGUACACAGACAAUUCCAUAAUAAACUUUUCACUCUGCACACGA
This is a messenger RNA of Radiomyces spectabilis, 1630 nucleotides long. Its product is annotated as kinase-like domain-containing protein. Lineage: Eukaryota; Fungi; Mucoromycota; Mucoromycetes; Mucorales; Radiomycetaceae. Gene Ontology annotation, molecular function: MAP kinase activity; ATP binding. Gene Ontology annotation, cellular component: cytoplasm; nucleus. The transcript is spliced from 5 exons. The record is from RefSeq and is a predicted model, not a curated record. The coding region runs from base 22 to 1491 and encodes 489 amino acids. Gene Ontology annotation, biological process: intracellular signal transduction; protein phosphorylation.